UGACAGGUCCUGAUGUGUAAACCCAGCGACGCCGACAUUUUCUUAGUCUGUACGUGUGAUUCAAACAUUAUUUCUAAAGUCAUCCUUCAUCACGUGCAAAUAUAUAUAAGGAUCCAUGGUUAUUAUGGAACAUAGAAAUACAUAUCUCCUGCUGUUCUGCUGUUUUUUCUUGAGAGGAAGUCUUUGUGGCACCUCAUUAAGUAUAGACACGUGUGGAUUUUCUGGGGAGUCGGUGUCAUUAAGCUGUACGUUACCAUCUGCAGAAUUUACACAACCUAUAGCAUGGAGCAAUGACAUCAUUGUUGGAGACAUCUCAGGUUGUAUAUCAACUGGUUGUAGUCCUUCUGCUAAUAGUCGCUAUUCUGUAACAUCAGAUGCAAAUGGGACAUAUAUGACUAUUACAAAUCUGGCAAGGGCUGAUGAUGAAACAGCAUGGAAAUGCACACAGCUUGGGCAGUCUGCUUCAACUGUGAACCUGGUUGUUAGAGACCAUCCAACUACCUGUGUUCUUAGCAAGAAUUCUGAUGGCAGCUUUAAGUGCGAGACAGACUGUGGUUACCGAACAUCCGACCUCACAAUUGACUGGUUUCUCAACACAACAUCUGCUGUUGUCGAUCUGUCAAACCCAUCAAUAGCAAUAGAUACAACAUCGACACCAGCGUGUUCCAGUGGGGGAAAGGCGUCUGCUACACUUCCUGCAUCAAACAUCAACGUGGAUGGAGAUCUUUAUUGCAAAUGUGGGAUGCAAACUGCCUGUCCACAAAAAGCUCCAAUUGUCAGUGGCAGUGAAGCAGCUACUGCCACAACAACCACUCCAGCCACAACAACCACUACCACUCCAGCACCCGAAACAACAUCUGUGGCAACAACAGUAACGACACUGACAACAACAAACAACUCUGGUGUUGGGCCGACUUCUACUAACACUUUCACGGCUUCUACUAACAAAACCAGCCUUUCUUCUACGCAAGCAGCUCCUGUCUCCACCACAGCAGUAAAACCUACCAGUUCCCCGGACUGGCAGACCCCAGUAAUAGCGGGUAGUGUGGCAGCGGUGGUAGUCGUGAUAGUAGUGGUGGUUACUGUGGUCCUCUGUAAGAGAAAGUCUAAACCUGCUAAUGAUUUAAUAUCUCAUUCAGCAGAACUGAGAGGUAGUGAUAGGCCUGAUGCUCACGCCAAAGAAGCACAUGUAAAUUCAACAUUUGUUAACUCGGAUUACAGAGAAAUUGAUGAAAAACACUUCCAUGAAGGUUUUCAAGAUCAUAUAAAAAGGUCGAAAGAAAUUUCUUACCAAUCGAGUCAGUCAGAAUCCGUGAAUAAGGGUUCCUUUGUCCCACAAAAUCCUAUCUCUAGUGACCCUGAUGCUGAUCAGACAAGAGAAACAUUUCCCUCUAAAUCUCGCGUGACGAUUCCAAGGCCAGAAGUUAAUUUGUCACGUAAUUCUACCGAGGAUCAGUUCUGGGAAGAAAGAUUGUAGCCACGUUUUCAAAAUGGUCCGACCACUACCACUCCGACUACUACCACCACCACUCCG
Molecule: messenger RNA, 1534 nt
Organism: Mizuhopecten yessoensis (Yesso scallop)
Lineage: Eukaryota; Metazoa; Mollusca; Bivalvia; Pectinida; Pectinidae
Product: cell wall protein DAN4-like
Exons: 9
Coding region: 116-1477 (453 amino acids)
Source: RefSeq, a predicted model, not a curated record